Gadus morhua (Atlantic cod) is the source of this 6569-nucleotide messenger RNA. RefSeq names its product envoplakin b (gene evplb). Gene Ontology annotation, molecular function: cadherin binding; structural molecule activity. The record is from RefSeq and is a predicted model, not a curated record. The transcript is spliced from 22 exons. The coding region runs from base 191 to 6289 and encodes 2032 amino acids. Gene Ontology annotation, biological process: wound healing; intermediate filament cytoskeleton organization. Lineage: Eukaryota; Metazoa; Chordata; Actinopteri; Gadiformes; Gadidae. Gene Ontology annotation, cellular component: cytoskeleton; membrane; cytoplasm.
CGAGCAAGCAGCGGAACGGGUCUGCCCGGUCUGUGGCUCAUGCAGCGAGGCGGGAUACUCCUGUUGGGCUCCUCCCAGCACCCACAGGUGGGUCCCGCCUCGCAGGUGGAGUCCAGCAGAUGAGUGGCGCUUUAACCCGUCAGAGCACCGGAGACCCGCGAGUGACAGCACGGACCCACGGAGCGACAGGAUGUCUAAAAAGGAACCGAGCCCCGUGAAGAUCACCAAGACGCAGGCAUCCGACCUGACGGUGGUGAUCGCUCGCAUGCAACGCAACGCCGACCAGGUGGAGAAGAACAUACUGCAGUCAGAAGAGCUUCUGGCAGAGGACACCGGGCGAGAGACUAAGGGCGCGCCCCUGGUCCACCAGCCCCAGAACACUGCCUGCCUGGCGGAGGCGGAGGGGCUGCUGAAGGACCUGUUCCUGGACGUGGACCGCGCCCGCAAGCUGGGACACCCCCAGGUCGGGGAGAUCCAGAAGGAUGUGGUGAACCUCCAUGACCGCUGGGUGAAGGACUGCUCCAUCUACAGAGAGCUCUAUGAGCAGGUCAACGAGGUGGACUCAGGGCCCAGGCUGGACUGGGGCCGGCUGCUCCCAGAGAAGCAGAGGGAGAUAGAGGCGGAGUCCUACGGUCCUCAGCUCUCCGACGUGGAGAAGCAAGUCGCCGCCCACAACCUGCUCCACGAUCAGAUCCAGGAGUACAAGGUCCAGCUGGACCCCAAGACCAACCUGUCCAAGGAGGAGUAUGCCGCAGUUCUCAAGAAAUACAACCAGCUCCUGGACAGCUCGGAGGCCCGCCGGCGGGCCCUCUCCUCCCUCCUGGACUACAUGCAGAGCUGCAGCAAGGAACUGGGCUUCAUGUCGGACCAGCAGCAGCGCGUCCUGCAGCGAGACUGGAGCGACCAGAUGAACGACCCCGCCGGGGUCCGCAUGGAGUACGAGAAAUUUAAGAACAGUGGUCUACUGGUCCACGAGACCAACAGCAACCAGCUGCAGGAACUGGGAGACUCACUGGUGGCCAAGAACCACCCGGGGAGCCCCACCAUACUGGCUCAUAAGGAGAAGGUAGCGGCCGAGUGGCAAAAGUUCCUCAACCUCUGCCUCGCUCAGGAGACACAUCUGGACAACAUCGAGGACUACAGGAAGUUCCAGCUGGACGCAGAGACGAUGGCCGACUCCCUCAAGCGUCUCCAUGGCAACCUGGACCCCAAUGUUUCAGCCAAUAAGAGCACACCUGAAUUCCUAUUGGCACUCGAAGCGGACGAGCCGGCUGUGGAGCGUAACGUGCAGCGUCUGGCCGCCCUGACGGAGCUCAGCCACCGGGUGGCCCCGCUGAAGCAGCGCCGGGCCCCGCACCCCCGGGCCGGCCCCGCCCUCCCUGUGUGCGAAUGGACGGAACGAGGGGACUCCGUGACCCGCGGGGAGAACCUGACCCUGAGGUCCAAUGCAGACAACAGGAAGUGGGAGGUCCAGAAGGGCGACGGGACGACCAUGAGCCUACCGGGCGCCUGCGUCAUGAUCCCGCCCCCGGACACGGAGGCCCUCAAGAAGGUCGACAGCCUGGAGCAGGAGUUGACAGACCUCAAGAGACGACGCGCCGCUCUGAGGACCUCGCUGAGGACUGCGGAGGCCGACGCCGUCCGUCCACAGAGAGCUGUGUCUGUGCAGAGCUCCCCUGAGGACCCCCAGGCUGGGCUGCUGUCCGGCCAGCUGGACCGGCUGUGGAAGGACCUGGAUCAGCAGGAGAAGAAGGUCCUGACCACACUGCGGUCGCCCCUCGACCGGGGAGAACCCACCAAGGAACUGGCCCGGCGGCUCAAGGACCACGAGGAGACCACCACGGCCGUGCGGCGGCUGGAGUCCCAGAAGGCAGCCGUCCAGCGCGAGAUGGCACCGAUUAUUACCCAGAAGCCCCUGGGGCCCACCACCGCCACGCUGCCCGUCAAGAUGGACGCCAUCAACAGCAAGUUCAACAAUGUCAACACCCUGAUGGAGCUCUACAACAAGAAAGCAACCGCGGUCAUGUUCCUGGAGAAACAGCUCCACCGUGUGGACGGAUCGGUCUCUGCUUCAGAGGAGCAGCUCGCUGCGGACGGCCCGUUGUCGGCCGCUCCCGGCGCCCUGAAGGACCGCAGCAAACAGCUACAGACCAUGCAGUCGGAGCUGCAAUCCCAGCAGGACGAAGUCUAUAAACUGGGCCGGGAGCUGGAGCUCACCCAGCAGGCCGGAAGUCCUCUGCAGAAGGUCUACAGCGAGUACUGUCCCGAUAUCCACCACCAGGGGGCGCAGGUGAAGCAGCUCAAGAACCGCUACACCAACAUCAACAAUGAAUUGCAGGAGAGGAUGAGGAUCAUCCAAGAGGCUAACAACAAGAACCAAGCGUUCCAGAAUGCGGCCCAGUCUCUGGACUUCUUCCUGGUCAACCUCCCCAACAACAACAUCCUGGCCUCCGACGAAUCGGCUCAGAUCAACAGCAAACACAACUCUCAGAAGAGGAUCGUGGUGGACAUCCAGAGGAAGGCGGAUGACUUGGAGCGAGUCAAGGAGCUUUCUUAUGACCUGCAGAGCGUCCUCAAUGAGUAUGAUGUCAGAUCCAAGAAGUUUCAGGGAACUUUGGCCGACGAUGACAAUGAAGAAACAGAGAUCCUUCCGAAGGCAACACUUAAGGAUGCUGUACAGAAGAAGGAGCGAGACCUCAUCAACCUUUACUCUGAGGUGUCUGCGGAGAACACCCAGCUGCUCAGCCAGAUGAAGAUGGCCAAGAACAUCAAGACCAGGAGUGAGGAGCAGGUGAGCCAGGUGGUGGUGAAGCAGCAGAUGCAGCUCCAGAGCGAUAAGAAGACCCUGGAGGAGAAUGACGUCCUGAAGAGGGAGCUCAACGAGGAGAAGGAACGGCGCGUCCACACCGAGAACAACCUGGAAACCUACAGACAGAGGUUCGUCUCGCUGAAGAGCCGGAGAGGAGUCGAGCGGCUGGAGGAGAAGGAAGUGGUCCAAUACUACCGGGAUCCCAAGGUGGAGGCUGAGCUGCGGUCCCUGAAGAACAAGAUCCAGGAGGAGACCUCAAAGAGGUCGGAGACACGCACCAAAAUAGAGAUCACCACAGAGAUGGUUCUCAAGAUGGAGAGGCAGCUGUCCACCAUCGAGCCCAAGCUGGUGACCAAGGUCCUCACAGAGUACGAGAGAGACCCUCAGCUCGACAAGGAGAUGACCAGGAUUCGAGAAGAGAUGAGUAGGAUGCGUAUGGACCUGCAGACAAGAGAUACGGAAACAGUGCAGAUGAGGACAGAGAUUACGGUGUUAUCUCAACGGGCCCCAAAAAUCAAGCAGAGGGUGGUGAAGAAGGUGGUGAUAAGGCUGGACAAGGAUCCAGAGAUGUUGAAGUCCGUCCUCAUUUUCCAGAACGAGAUCGCAGACGAGGGGAACCGAUGCCAGUUACUCAAUGAAGACAUCUUUAGCACAAGGUCCGAAAUCAACACGCUGGAGAGGGUCAUUCCAACCAUCCAACCCAAGAUCGUCACCAAGGUGGUGAACCAGGUGCAGCAAGACCCCGACCUGGUUGAAGAAUCAAGGAAGCUCCGCAUGGCCCUUGAGGAAGAGGUAGAAGAGAAUCACAUCCUGAUCAAGGAUCUGACCGCUCUAAAGCUGCGCUACAGUGAAGUGGAAAAGAUCAGACCAAGGGUGGAGAUCAAUGAGGUCGUCAACGAGAUCUACAGGGUGGAUCCGGAGACGGAGCUGGAGCUGGUGAGGCUGAGGAAACUGCUGGCGGAGUUCAGUCGAAACCGUGCUGAUUUAGAGAAGGAAACCACCACAGUGACGAAGAGCCUGACCACUGUUCGCUCUCAGAAGCCAAAGAUCGAGUACCAGGAGGUCACUCAGGAGCUGAUCAAAGAGGAGAAGAGCCCGGAGGUGCUCAGAGAGCUCCAGAGGCUGAACAACCAGGUGUCUCGUCUGCAGCUGAACUACGACACUACCCUGGAUCUGCUGAAACGGCUCCGGAACGAAAGGGAUGUGCUGAAGCUCGAAAAGUCCAAGGUGGAGUUGCAGCUGGUCAACAAAGAGGUGAUCAGAUAUGAGAAUGACCCGCUGCUGGAGAAGGAGGCUGACAGAAUGCGGAGGAACUAUAGGGAGGAGGUGCAGGCACGACGGAGUGUGGAGGAGGCCGUCUUCGACCUGCAGAACAAAUACAUUGUCCUUGAGAGGCAAAAGCCAGAAGAGCUGAUUGUUAUUACGGAGCUGAUCCGUCUUGAGCGAGACCCUAAGCAGAUAGUGGAGCACGAGAAGCUCAACCAAACCAUGGAUGACGAAGUGAAGGCUCGCCGAAAGCUUGAGCUACAGGUGAGACAGCUCCGAUCCUUGGUUGAGGAAAAGGAGAAACUAGUGUCCCAGACAGAUGACCGCCAGAAGAAGAUUCAAGUAGAGAUGGAGCUCAGGCAGAUCAGGUCCCUCAUUCUUGAGCUGGAGAAUGCUCCAGCUCCCAUCGAGGAGAAGAUCAUCAUCGAAGAGGUCCUCAAGGUGGAGAGGGACCCCCAGCUCGAGAAACUCACAGAUGAGCUGCGCAGGAACAUGGAGAUGGAGAGCAAUAACAUCAGUAGCAUCGAGAGAGAAAUCCGCAACCUGAUGGUCAAGAUAGAGGUCGUGCAGAAAGAGAAGUCCUGUGAGAAGGUGGUUUACAGAGAGGUGGUCCGUGUGGAGAAGGACCCCGCGGUGGAGGCUGAGAGGGACCACCUCAGGGAACGCCUGACGCAAGAGAAAAACUUCAGGAGGGACCAGGAAGAUAACAUCGGGAGAAUGAGUUCAAGGCUGAUCCGUCUGCAGACUUCGAGGUCCAGCACUUCUACGGAGGAGACCUCUCUCACCCUGAGUCGAGAUACACUCCAGAAGGAGAAGGACAACCUCCUCAGGGAGCUCCGGACGCUGGAGACGGAGAGGCAGACGGUGAGCACCACGUUCCACCAGCAGUCCAAGAUAGUGAGCGAGCGGACCCAGGUGACCCGGCAGCGAAGCGUCAAGACACAGACAGAGCUGCAGCGACUGGAGAGAGAGAUCCUGAACGAAAAGGAGAAGAUCAAUCAGAAGGACUCCCUCAUCCUGGAGUUACUGAACAGCGUGAAGAAAGAAGAGCACACGGAGACCCACACCAGAGAAACCAACCUGUCCACCCGUAUCUCCAUCUUUGAUCCAGAGACUGGUCAAGACAUGUCUCCAUACGAUGCCUACCUCCAGGGCCUGAUCGACAAGAAGCAGUACAUCAAUCUGCAGGAGCUAGAGAGCGACUGGGAGGAGAUCAGGUCCAGUGACCGGGAGGGUGAGACUAUAAUGCUGCAGGAUCGCAAGAGUGGGAAGCAAUACUCCAUCGAUGAGGCUCUGAGGGACGGACGCCUGACCCAAUACGAACUGCAGUCCUACAAGGACGGAAAGAUGCACAUCUCUGAAUUUGCUCUCCUUGUUGCGGGUAUAACCCAGAAGCCAUACAUUCCUACAAAGACGAUCCCAAAGUCGCCGACAACAUUCCUGGAUUCCUCCCCUCUCAACUCCAUGCCCCCUUCCCUUCGGACUUCGUUCCCCACUCUUAACACUCAACCUUACUCAAGCCUUUCCCGUCAGAAAAGCAGCAGCAUGGGCAGCCUGUUGUCCACAGCAGGGGACGAGCUUUACCCGAUCUCCGGCAUCUUCGACACCACCACUGAGAGCCGCAUGUCUGUGAGGAGCGCGCUCACACGCAGACUCAUUGACCCCAACACGGCCCUCAAACUCCUGGAGGCCCAGGCGGCAAGCGGGGGGAUAGUCGACCUCAACAAGAAGGACAAGGUGUCGGUCCACCAUGCGGUUAAGAUCGGGCUCAUAGACCAGGGGAACAUGCACACCUUGCUCCACGCACAGAAGGCCUUCACCGGGGUGGAGGACCCCCAGACCAAGGAGCGCUUGUCCACGGGGCAGGCGGCGGAGAAGGGCUGGAUCCCCCACGAGAGCGCGCUGAGGUACCUGGAGGCCCAGCACCUCACCGGGGGGCUGGUGAACCCGGCCAAGACGGGCCGCCUCACUGUUACGGAGGCGCUGGCCGGCAGGCUGAUCAGCGAGGAGGUGGCCAAACACCUGCGGGACGAGGCCUCGUUCCCCGCGGAGCUGGUGGACCCCGUCACCAAGGAGAAGAUCACCUAUAAGCAGGCCAUGGAGCGCUGCCAGAAGGACCCGACCACAGGGCUGCUGCUGCUGCCUGCAGUCUCCACCGACGCCAACCCGCCCUCCUACUCCAACUACCACUUCAAUUCCACCAGCCAGGUCUGAUCCCCGCAGGAGACCCCCACAGGUGCUAGGACGGCUUUAAUGAGAAUAAUCCAAUGUCAGAGGAGUUAUGCUAUAUCUCUGUUUACAUGAAGGUAUGAAUCGUCUUUGUUUCUUGUUUUGAUCAAACUGUUUGUGUGUGUUCUUUUAAAAGCUAGCUAGGAGAUAUUGUAACGUUUGUGUUUUGAUCCUCUGAACUUGGGGUUUCUGGUUUCUUGAUUCAAAUCCAUCCCAUUCCUGAUAAGCUCUUAAAUUAAAUAAAAUAAUAAUAAAUAAACGUUGA